UGUGUUGCUAUUUUGUUUGAGUAAUCUAGCUGCUGACACGAUGACUGUUGGAUCUUGGGAGUGUACGAUUAUCAAAUUGGGAGAUGCAGCAUACCACGAUAUCCUGGCUUCGGCUGGGCUUGAAAUAACCCUUUUGCUGUCCUCCGCUCUUUGCAUCAGUGGCUUCUUAGAUUCGAGCGAAUGCAUUUGUGUAGCUGAAAUGUGUGUCUACGUGAAAGAACACGUGGAGAGAGUUGUAUUGGCAUUCGCAUCAAGCGUUUUGCGCAUUUUUCGAAUUUUGGCCCCCUUCCAAGGACCUUGAUUUUUACCCGCUGGCACUGACGUCUUUUAAUUGGUCAGCCGGUUAGCGCGGUCGAUGCAAAUAAUAAAAACACACACACGAGAUACACACAACAAUAAAGACAGACACAGAGGAGAGAGUACAUGUGCCGCUGCAGACCCGAACAGCUCUACGCAGAGGCGCACCAUGCCAUGUGCGGAAGGUGACCUGUGCCGCAUACCGAACAGGACGCUUCAAGCCCCUAAUGGCCACAUCUGCCGGGGACGAUGCGGCGGGCGGCUACAUGGCGAAUGUGGAAGCAUGUUUGACGACAGCGAGCUGAACCGCAUCUGCAGUACGUGCGUAGCCAACACUGGCAAGCGCAAAGCGAGAGCAGCAGAGGGUGCUGGGAAGGGGCAAUCUAAACGCCCGAAAGCACAAGAGGGGAGUAAGAACGAAGCUCGCAAGCGGCUGGACGUACACCAGAAGNAGCUGGUGGAUGCGAAGCUCUCUCAAGGAGAGAUAGCAGACCGCUUCGGGCGCUCGGAACGGUUGAUCCGCAAAGUGAAGGCCGAGCGGGAGAAGGUGGAGAACGACGAAGAGGACGACGAAGCGGCGGGGGGUAGCGACGAUAAAAACGCGGGCCGCGGGCGGCGUGCCCCACCGGAGGGUGCUGGGAAGGGGCCAUCUAAACGCCCGAAGGCACAAGGGGGGAGUAAGAACGAAGCUCGUAAGCGGCUGGACGUACACCAGAAGGUCGAGAUCCUCGAGCUGGUGGAUGCGAAGCUCUCUCAAGGAGAGAUAGCAGACCGCUUCGGGCGCUCGGAACGGUUGAUCCGCAAAGUGAAGGCCGAGCGGGAGAAGGUGGAGAACGACGAAGAGGACGACGAAGCGGCGGGGGGUAGCGACGAUAAAAACGCGGGCCGCGGGCGGCGUGCCCCACCGGGUUACGUUGAACUGUCGUCUCACUUCGGGUACCUAGAGGCGGCAGCGGAGGAGAGUGGCAACGGAGACGCGGUGUGCCACCUGUCGAAAGCGAGGAUGGCGAUGAUCGCAGCGCACACCGCAAAGCGGGCUCGCCAGGCAGACAUGCGGGAAUUUAUCGCGACGUAGUGAGGGCGGGGGCGGCUGUUUGAUUUCUUGCAUGUCCCGUUCUUGCGGUCGUGUUUACAUUUUUCUUGUUCUGGCUACAUCGAAGGAGGGUGAGGAGGAGACAGAUUUAGCUUCCUCCUUCACCAAUAGGUUGUGCCAGCAGGAGCUUCGCAAAAGUGUUACCCCCAAAAAUCCAUGAGCUUCAUGAUCAGUGGUUUGCUUUCGCUGUCGAGGAAUGAUGUUGAGGUUGCGCGAAAUGGUUUGAUCCGUUUAUGGCCAGUGCCACGGCAUUCUUGCCAACAAAAUAUUGGGCAUCGAUGAGGUGCAUCCUUCGCGAUGUUCAUGUGAAGGGUUCAAAUCAGGUUGUGCAAGUGUGCAGUACGUGCGCUGAGGUGGGUGCAGCAACAAGGCGCAGCAUGUGUGUCCCGUCCACUUAGCUUAUUAAGCAAAAUAUGUGUGUUCGACAGGGCGG
This is a messenger RNA of Ectocarpus sp. CCAP 1310/34, 1823 nucleotides long. NCBI's taxonomy places the organism in Eukaryota, Phaeophyceae, Ectocarpales, Ectocarpaceae. The record is from the annotation of a GenBank genome assembly.